Entrophospora candida is the source of this 369-nucleotide messenger RNA. The record is from the annotation of a GenBank genome assembly. NCBI's taxonomy places the organism in Eukaryota, Fungi, Glomeromycota, Glomeromycetes, Entrophosporales, Entrophosporaceae.
AUGAAUAGCUACUAUUUAAGUGAAAGUCAUUAUACUUACAAUCCUAAUGUAGAUGUGGUUGGUGAAAUUAUGAGUUUAUUAAAUCUUUCUCUUGAUGAGUUAGUCAAUAGUUUGAAUGAAUUAACUUUUAAAACUAAGGAAAAUUUUGACAAAGUGGCUAAACAAAAUCAAGAAUAUGAAGAAAAGAUUAAAGAGUUAGAGGCUGAAGCUUUGGAAUUUGCACAAGAUGAAUUGGCAUCUCUUGAAGAAGAAAAUGCAAAGAUCAAUGGUACUAUUAGCAUUGAUGAUACAUUCAUAUCUCCUGUAGGAGAUUUAUUUCGUACAUCACAAUAUUUAUGUACAGCCGGUGAACAAAUGCUGGAACUUUAA